Knipowitschia caucasica is the source of this 2646-nucleotide messenger RNA. Lineage: Eukaryota; Metazoa; Chordata; Actinopteri; Gobiiformes; Gobiidae. The record is from the annotation of a GenBank genome assembly.
AUGCCCUGCACGGCUGUGGGAGAGAGCCUAGAGAUCCAGGAGGGAGUCAUCAGGACCUUGGAUGCCAUUGACAACAUGUUGCUUCUGCUGCUGCUGUCACUGCUUCUUCUGGACUUGGACGUCCUGCUGGCUGCUCCUGCCAAUAGAGAAGUCUACAGGAUGCCUCACAGUGCGCUCAGAGCUUUAUCUGAUCGCGGGACAGUGGUGUUAGAAGCUGCCAUGACAAGUGCUUUGUCUGCCCUGGAACGAGCAUCUUCUGAGAAGAGUCGGGCUGAAGCUGGCUGCAGGGGCUGUGUUCCCUGCCUGUUUCAGGACUGUGGGCAGUCACUAUCAUGCGCACCCCCAGGAAAUGCUCUAACUGAGCCAAGCUGUGAGGUGAUCAGUAAAGCGCAGAAGCUGACUGAUGAGGCCGAACGCAGCUGGGCCUUGAGUCAGGCCUGUGUGUUCUACCAGCACCGCUGCCAGCCCCUGGAGCUGGACAAGGAGAGCUGCAUCCGAAUCAUGGGAGAGAGCUGCAGCGCACGAGUACUGCAGUGUAGUCUGCUCAACACCAUGCACAACCUGGAGCCCACUACCCACACCCGCACACAAGCAGUGUGUGGGCAGAGGUCUUCUUCAGUGCCAAACGUCACUAUGCCACGGUCAAGGAUUGUAGGGGGCUCCCCUGCGACCCCAGGCAGCUGGCCUUGGCUGGUCAAUCUGCAGCAUGGAGGCCUUAUGUGUGGAGGGGUAUUAGUGGACAGCUCCUGGGUCGUCACUGCCGCUCACUGCUUCUCUGGGAGCCGUGGUGAAAGCUAUUGGACGGCUGUAGUGGGGGAGUUUGACAUAACCAAAGCUGAUCCCGAUGAACAGGUCCUCAAGGUUAACCGGAUAAUUCCACAUCCUAAGUUUAAUCCAAAAACAUUUAACAACGACAUAGCGUUGGUAGAGCUCACAGCUCCAGUUGUCAUAUCUGAUCAUGUGACGCCUGUGUGCCUUCCUGGUGGGUCUGAUCCCCCUACUGGUAGCCCCUGUCUGGUGGCUGGCUGGGGGUCUCUCUAUGAAGACGGCCCAUCUGCUGAUGUGGUGAUGGAGGCAAAGGUUCCAUUGCUGCCUCAGAGCACAUGCAAGAGCACUCUGGGCAAAGACCUGCUGACCAACACCAUGCUCUGUGCUGGAUACCUCUCUGGAGGCAUUGACUCCUGUCAGGGGGACUCUGGAGGACCAUUGAUCUACCAGGACAGAAUGUCUGGGCGGUUUCAGCUCUAUGGCAUCACCUCCUGGGGAGACGGCUGUGGGGUAAAGGGGAAGCCGGGUGUCUAUACACGUGUAUCUGCUUUCUCUGACUGGAUUCAGUCUGAGAUACAAAAGUCGUUUGGAAGCCGAGAACCAACAUGCCCAGAGCUUCUUAAAACCACAGAGAUGACAGAAGAGGAGCAGAGGGCAGAGUUCAGCUCACUGUGUCGCUUUUACCUUUUAUCUUGUCCACCUGGAGUGUCAACUAGUACCUGCAGCCAGUCAGUUCAAGACAAGUGCCUCACACGCUUUAAGAAAUGUCAGCUGCAUUCUUUUCUUCAGACUUUAUUGGAGUUGCUACAGAGAGCUGAAGAUUACAUUAGAGAAAAGGUGGAUUUAACAUUUUUUACUCAGACUCUGCCUCAGCUUGUGGAGCACAUCUACAACACAGCAUUCGCUCACACCCGAGAGAAGAGGGACAUGACCCAUGGACUUGGAUCUAUAGCAGAGCUGCUGGGUAAAGUUGUGGAAUCAGAAGACCCAGAAAUACCACAUUAUUUCAGGCAGAUGGGCCCAUCAGUAGAUGACUGGCAGUUGUAUCUGCAGAGCUUGUCUGACAGUCAACAGAGUGAGACAACAUCAGGAAUGCAGAAGCAGGAAAAACUCCUCUUUCUAAAGAAAGAAGCCAUGUUGGUACACAAUCUUGCAGGAGAGUAUGAGUCGGUCAUCUAUUCCCUGCGCUCCAAGUUGGAUUCUAGGUCUCUGCCCCCAGUCUUAAAUUUGGGCUCAAGUCCCCUGAUAGAAUUCGCUGAUGAGUCUCCCAGUUCGGUCAGCAACACACCGGAGAGCAGCAUCCCCUCCCUGCACAAUCAAGAGCCCUGGUCAAUAGUCACUGCUGUGAUUAGGGAAAUUCAAAAGGUGAAGUCACAGAACCUGAGUGAAACUACAAAAGACAUGCCUCCAGAUUUAUCAAGAGCCACAUCUGAAGAGAUUACUUUUUCUGAAGACCAUAAAUCAUCACCCCCAUCAUCAACACCUAUCUCAGAGAUGAGACAUAGUAAAUACCAGCUAAACGCCAACACUACUGGUCUACAGAGAAAAUACAGAAGUCUUCUUCGCAAAAGGCAGACAAUGACAUCCAGUGGCAAAGUCUGUCCUGCCGUUAGGGAGUCCUCCCAGAAAGUGAUCCAAGUCCGGGACUUGUACCAGUGGGUUCUAAAUAUCCCCAACAAAAACUUACAAAUGUCCUUUCACGAGGUUCUAGUGGAUUUAAGCUCAAAGAAUGAGCGUGGUCUAUAUGAAGCUCGAGUGAAAGCUGUAGUGGGAGGACGUCCCGUGACCUUCUACAGUCUGGUUGGGCUGGACAGCGAGUCUUUUUACCGCAGCGUUCCCAGGAUCAUCUCUGUGGCGCUCGAAGGCCUCAAGACUUAG